AAUCCAAAAAGCUAUUCAGAACCGAGAUUUGGCGCCAUUUCAUGCUUAGUUGCCCACAAUGUACGGCGAGUUAGGCCUCAAGCUGGUCCGAGACGCCAAACGCGUCCAAAACCUCCCCUCCCUCCCCUCCUACCAAACCGACCUCGUCCGCUCCACCGUCCGUGAAGUCCGCGAUCUCGACCGCGACAAUGCCCGCAUCCUCGAACCCUACACCUCCGCCUCCCAAGCCGGCACACCCUCCACCUUCAACCCCCAGGACGACCCAGCCACCGCAUGCGCCCUCCUCGUGAACCACCUCGCCAUGCGCCGGAACAAGCGGUGCUUGCUAGCGUAUCACCGAGUGCGUGCGCAGAAAUUGGAGGAGGCGUGCUGGGCGGGGGUAGAUGUGUUGGAUCGGCAGGCGGGUGGGGACGGCGCGGGGAACGGCGAAGAAGGAGGGCAGGGAGGUGCGGCGGCGAUGAAUUUGAGUCCCGAAGAAGAGGAGUAUGUGAGGCGCUAUUCCGAUCUGCUGGCAGCGUAUAAAGGACAAUGGACGGAUAUCGACCUGACGGGGAGCUUGGAGCCGCCGAGAGAUUUGUUUGUUGAUGUGAGGGUAUUGAAGGAUGCGGGGGAGAUUCAGACGGAGUAUGGCGCCAUCACACUGUCUAAAAACAGCCAGCUCUAUGUCAAGGAAAGCGACGUCGAGCGACUCAUCCAACAAGGCUAUCUACAGAAGCUGAGCUAAACCGACAAAAGACACCUCAUCUAUGCGAGUGGAUCCUCACAACCCGUGCAAGAUGCUCCUCAGGAGGACUUGCUGCGCAACAUCCACCCCGGGGCUAUCCUUGACGAUGCUCACGCGGUUUCCGGAAUUCCAGCUCAGCCAAUCGCCCGAGUCUCCAGGAAU
Messenger RNA from Eremomyces bilateralis CBS 781.70, 886 nucleotides. RefSeq names its product GINS complex, Psf1 component. Gene Ontology annotation, cellular component: GINS complex. Gene Ontology annotation, biological process: DNA strand elongation involved in mitotic DNA replication; DNA replication. Lineage: Eukaryota; Fungi; Ascomycota; Dothideomycetes; Eremomycetales; Eremomycetaceae. The record is from RefSeq and is a predicted model, not a curated record. The transcript is spliced from 3 exons. Bases 59 to 724 code for a protein of 221 amino acids.